AUGGCUGACCAUCGACCUCCCUCGUACCGCUACUCUGAGAGCUUGCCAAAGGUCGAUCUCUUGUCUCUUCAUCGCUCUAGGGUUAGCGUGGACAAGGGUUCACCCGGUCCCUCAGCUGCCCUCGAAGCUCCCAAGCCAGGAUCAGCCCUUCCCACAAGAACCAUUCCAAUGAGAGAACGGCCAUCUAUUGCAGCAGAUCGCUCGGCAUCUUCCAGUCCGGUGAAGUCAACAGCUCAGGGUCCAAGAGAUUCUGUCACCCAGUUCUGUCUCUGCCAGCCAGAUCCUAAAAUCCCUCGACCUCGCAAUGCUUUCAUUCUCUAUCGUCAGCACUACCAAGGAGCAGUGGUAGCUCAGAACCCGGGCUUGGCUAACCCGGACAUCUCCAAAAUCAUUGGCGAGCAAUGGAGAAAGCUUCCGCAGGCGACCAAGGACGAAUGGAAGGCUCUAGCAGAAGAAGAGAAAGCACGGCAUCAGCAACAGUACCCCGAGUACCGAUACCAACCCCGUCGAUAUGGUCGCGAUGGGACUGCAAGAAGUUUGAGCUCGGGGCUGGGACAUAAUCCCCCAGGUUCUACCAUCUGCAACAGGUGUGGAGGCCGGAUCAUGAACCCACCCGCAUCCCCAGACGCUGGAUUUUCUGGCGGCUCUGUGAGCAGCGGAAGGUCUUCAUAUGCGGAACAAGGUUCCGGUCGAAACUACAGUGUGGACCAAGGACCAAGAGGCAUGAAACAUGGAAGCCAAGGCCAUCCAGAGCACCGUCUCUCCCGAGCACGUCAAUGGGAAGAGAGCGGGUCAAUGUCUCCGGACUCAAAGCGACGCCGAACAAACCCCAACCCCCAUGUGCCAUUCAGGGCGGAGUUCCACCGCGACAAGAGCCCGCCAAACUCACCAUACUCGGUACAGCCUGGUGCCGGUCGCACAGAGAGCAUGAGCGGCCCUCGGAGCCUCGGCCACGGUCAUGCAAUGCAAGCCCCUCGGGGUCUUCGUCCAGUAAAGGAGCACCCACAACCGGAUCCCAGCCUGACUCUCCCACCGCUGAAAACCCAACCCUCGCUAUCGGCAGGCAUGACACCCAUCACUCCAUUCGCGCAGGACGGCUUCCAUAAGGAUAAAGGAUCAGCUGUGAUGAGUAUUCCAUUUCUGAACAAGAUCAAGCUGCUGGCGAAGAUAUCACCUCAGCUCCCAUUGUCUUUCCGCGACGGCGACUCCAGGCGUCGCGGCCCCGUCAUCGCUGUCGAUGGACAAGAUACAGCAUUGGUGAAGAAUGUUACCGAAUACCUCAGCAAUGCCUUGUCAAAGGAAGGCAAAUUCCAGGUCCGCGUCUUUGAUGGCCCGGAGAUCUCAGAGCCAAAGCAAAAACGCGAAGGCAGCACCGAGCCCGGGGAGAUGUGCGACAAGCAGGUUGAGUACUGGGGCUGCAUCUCCAAAUGGCAUCAGGUCUCUGAAAAGGUCAAAAGUUUUGUCAAGUCAGAACCACCACGCCGUUCCAUAGACCCCGGAUCAGGUGAAGAAGGGUCCCCUCGUAUCUCGCCAAAAACCGCCAAUCCCGACAAGGCCACUGCUGAAGCAAACAUAAGCUCCCCGCCCGCCUCUAGUGAUAAUGGGUCAGAGGCUGCAUCGUCUCCUCCCGAGACUGCGUCAACCCCCAAUCCCACCUCCAACUCCCUCCGGGUAGCUAUAGUUCCGCGGUAUCAGCUUACAACAGCCGACGCAUAUGCAUGCAUGGCCCCCAUAUCUGACCAUUACAACGUCGCCGACCAUUGGCAGUGGAUGGCAUCUCUGUGGCGCGGGGCCGUGGGCCCUGACAUCACAGUAUACGUCCGCGAAUGCGACGUACAGGAGCUGAGGCAGGUUGGAAACCCCGUCGAGAUCCGUCUGCAGGACGCGAAGACGGUUGUCGUGCGGAGAGCCUCAAACGCCCCGGGCCCGAAGGAGCUAGAAGAGAAGGUUCUAAAGCGGUUAGGUUUUGAGAUUGAAGAUUACCUUACGCAGUAA
This is a messenger RNA of Aspergillus mulundensis, 1995 nucleotides long. Its product is annotated as putative HMG box transcriptional regulator. Lineage: Eukaryota; Fungi; Ascomycota; Eurotiomycetes; Eurotiales; Aspergillaceae. The transcript has 3 exons. Gene Ontology annotation, molecular function: RNA polymerase II cis-regulatory region sequence-specific DNA binding; DNA-binding transcription factor activity, RNA polymerase II-specific. The record is from RefSeq and is a predicted model, not a curated record. Gene Ontology annotation, biological process: anatomical structure morphogenesis; negative regulation of transcription by RNA polymerase II; cell differentiation. Bases 1 to 1995 code for a protein of 664 amino acids.